UUUUUUUUUUUUAUAACAGUACGUUGAUCUAGAUCUAUUGAUUUAGUACAUUUGUAAAUCUUACCCUUGAAAGUACGAAAUCGCUUAAUAAAUAACUUGGACAUUUCCUACUUGACCGAAAAAAUUCGUUUUUGGUCGACAGCAUUUAAAUGUGUGUAAAUAGAUCGAUCUGCUCUAGUCUAUAAAUACAUGUGAAGAAGAUGAAACCGUGCCUCUAUUCUGUUAGACUGCCCCCAGACUUGCUGAUCUCUGUCUCGACAGGUCUAAGAAACCAAAAAUUCUCGACAUGUAUGGUGACAUGUAGCCUAUGCACUACGCAAGACAGCAGGGUUUCUGUCCAGGGCUUUUGCAAGAGAGGAUUUGAGCCUCUCAAGCCCUCACUCAAAUGGAGUUUGAUGAUGAUGCUGAUGAAUACAUGUUAUUUACAGUAACAUGACAUAACCUUGGCAAAUGUUUUGUUUUUUUUUUAUUAAGGAAAGUUAGCGAAUUUGUUUAAUCAAAGUAACUGGCUUGUAAGUAACCCACCCGAUUUGUUUGUUAGAUCUAGAUUUAGAGAUUAUAUUUAGAAUCUAGUUGUUCUAAUUUUGACAGUCAUAUAACCAAUUGAAAACAAACACACUACGUCAUUAGAUCUAGUUGCCCGAGUGAUAAAACAUUAUUGCUGAUUAGUAUAAAUCUAGACCGAGGUCUUAUUUACAAUUUAAGGCUAGUGUAUAUAAUAUAUGUAUAAAACAAAAUUUUAGAAAGGCAUAUUCCUCGUUCCAUAUGCUAGGACAAAUUAGUACAAUUGGUCCUUCGUCCCUAGAACUUUAAAGCAUGGAAUGGGUUGCCUGAGCUAGCCAGGAAAACCAAUGACUUGGCAGAAUUUAAGUCAUUGGUUACCAUGCAUGGCUAGAUGGAUGACGCGUAGGACGUAAUCAUCAUCUUUUUUGAAGUAACGUCUGUAUUUUAUAAGGUAAGAUAAGUUUUCUUGUCGGAAGAUUAAUUGAUGGUGAGUGCAGUUUUUCACCUGACUUCGUAAGUCCAAAUGCAACCUGAAACUAAUGAACGUGUGCAGACUGAGCCGCUGGAGUCGAAAUUCAUUUUUCGACGUCUAUUUCUGUGUCGUAUGACCAACGAGAUUUUGUUCUCCUGCUUUCUCUGGAGUCUAUCACAUCUUUGCUUUCAUCUGAUAUCUUCUUUGCCAGUGAAGACAAAAUGAUACGGAUAAUGUUUUAAAGAUGCCCCAGAAGAACGGUCCAUAUCAUUCGAGGAGUGAAGAUGGCGCCCCCAGACAGAGGCCCAUAAUUGGUUACAAUAGACUGAAAGGCUGGUCUGAGCUCGUUGACGACCCUGAUCAGUUGCUCCUGGAGGUGAUGGUGAACCUUAAAGAGCUUGGCCAAUUUCUGAACUCUCAGAGUUUAAACAAAGACAAGCUCCAACUGUUGACUGCCAUCCUAGAAACAACACUGAAAGCUGACUAUCAUGAGCAGUGCUUCACCAAGUUCCUGUACAUGCUGGUCAACACUCGGUUCUUUCAAACAGACCUCGCCGUUCAUCUCAGUUCGAACACAAACUCUCUGAACUGCCGCUUAGCCAAUGCUGUGGUGACGUAUGUCCAGCAUGUCACGAUUCUGAUUCCCAACGAAGUGGACCAGUGUGAUCGUCUCGUCACCUUUUUGUGCGAGAAUCAUCAUCAUUACAACUGUGACUUUGAGAGGAUCAGGACGUUGGCGGAUAGCUUCAACUCGUGUAGGACGCAAGGAAAACUCAAAGAUCUCCCUCACGAUGAAACGCAGGACGAACAAGAGCUUUACCAUAAGGCUUUUUCGGAGUAUCCAGCUCUCCCUUUAUGCCAAGAGCUCAAACCCUUUUUCAAACCUCUUCUUCGAGAAAACAAAGUCAAGGGAGCUUAUCGAGACAAGCAUGAAUAUUUAGACACAAUGUAUCGGUUGGUGAGAGAGGACUUUAUCCAACCGUUGAGAAGCGCACUAAGGAAAGCGAGAGGCGAGGAAGACUCGGACUCAAACGUCAUUGUUUUUGAGAAUGUUAGAAUCCUUAGUUGUGAUGUGAAAGAAGAACUAGUGCAUUCAAUACAGUUGGACAUGUCACAACUCAAAGAUUUGAAAUCCAUCAUUGAAAACCUUUUUAUAACGGGGAAUCUCGUGUGUCUAACGCAUGAUAACUUUCGCAGCAUACUUUACGCCACAAUUUCAGGAAGGACAUCUAAAGAAAUGUCUAAAGGAAUUGUCAAGCUGGCUUUUAUUAACUGCCUCUUGGACGUUUUCAGUUUUACAGCAGAUAUGAAAUUUAGAAUGAUAGAGUCGCCAUCUUUUUUUGGAGCCUACUCACCGGUGCUGCAAGGAAUUCAAGAAAUGUGUCACCAUCCUUUACCUCUCGAGUCAUACCUCGUCCGAUGCAAGAACAUUUCGGACAAUCCGGCAUACCUUUCGCAGUCAUCAGUUUACGACAUCUCUUGUCUUGUCGACAAGUCCCUGGCUCACUUCGUUGUAGAGUGCUGGCGACACAAUCCUGGCCACUUCCUCUUAGAAGACAGAAUCUCAACGAGGAACAGCUUGAAGCUACCAAGGAAGCGCUGACUAGAGAGCUGACCCUCAUUCAAGGACCACCAGGAACAGGCAAGACUUUUGUGAGCUUAAAAAUCAUGAGAGCCCUUUUAGAGAAUGUACACAAUCAAACGUCCGAGGGAGGCCCCAUCCUUGUAGUGUGUUACACAAACCACGCCCUGGACCAGUUCUUGGAAGGAAUUUUAAAAUUUUGCAGUGAAGGAAUUAUUCGAGUCGGUGGCAACAGUAAAUGUGAGGCUCUGGAAUCGUAUAAUCUGGCGUAUAUUCGUAGAAACGACAAAGUCAGAGACAGGUCCCUCAGAAGAGCCUUGUUCUACAUAUAUGAGGAAAUGAGACCAUUACAAAGAAGAAUAAAACGAUUAGCUGACCAGUUGACCAUGACUAAACACAAAAUCCUGGAUGAGGAUGCCCUAAGAGAGUUUAUACUAGAGUCUCAUCUGCAAAGCUUACGAAGCAAAAGAGACCUUUGUCAGGGUCAAUCAAUAAUAAGGAUGUGGCUCUCUGUAGCUAGUGAUGCAGACUUUGAGGUCUACUUGCACGAAGCAGCCAAAUCGCAUUUACUAUCUCUUCUCAUGCUGAAAAAUACCAUGCGCAACAGUGGCUGUUUAAAUUUUAAACAGAAAAUACAGGUCACUACCAAAGCAAUGGUUUAUAGAAUGUGGAAAGAUAGGUAUGAGAAAAAAUUCGGAAGAGUCUCAGACAAGUCAAUACUUUCCGACCAAGACUUGGCUCCUUUCAUUGAUGGGAAAGUCAUUCAGAAAAUUCACUCCAGUGGUUACCUCAGUGUCGAAGAUUGGAUCCUGGGAAAUGAUUUAGAAGAAACUGUAGCCAGCAUUGAAUAUCUUACAAAGGAUCAGAAUAACAUAGACUUCGAGGAUUUAGUUGAUGUUGAAAGUUGUGACAGUAUCGAUGAUCUGGACGCUGCAUCCUCCGAUGGUGACUUUGACAGUGAUGAAAACUUAUCUGCACUCACAUCUUUAAUGGUGAGAUUGGAGUGUCUUGGCGUAAACUUAACCGAGGCUGCUGAUCAUCGUAAAGUGUCGUCUAGAAAUCGUAUUUCUUACAUUGAAGCGCUGCGUAAAGCUGAAACAAGUGAGCCGAUGACUGCAUCUGAAGAAUCAUCGACGAGCAGCUUGUGGAAACUUGACGUCUCUGUUAGGUUUCAGCUUUACAAGACUUGGCGUUCUAAAUACCUGAGCUCGUUAAAAGAAGAAAUGCGCUCGCUAAGUCGUCAGUACGAAAGUCUGCUUGAAAAAAAGAAAGAACUACAGCGAAUGCGGGACAUUUCAAUUCUGCGCCAGGCUAAAGUGGUUGGAAUGACUACAACAGGGGCGGCAAAGCACCGCAAAGUCUUAGAAGCCGUGGGUCCCAGAAUCGUGGUCGUCGAAGAAGCUGCCGAAGUUCUAGAGGCCCACAUCAUCACCUCUUUAAGCCGCCACUGCAAGCAUUUGAUUCUCGUUGGCGAUCACCAGCAGCUAAGGCCCAAAGUUGAGGUGUACGAACUGGCUCAACAUUAUGGGCUAGAAGUCUCUUUAUUUGAAAGACUUGUCAAUAAUGAUUUUAAAUGUGUUCAACUCAAAGAACAGUUUCGAAUGCGACCAGAGAUUUCAAUGUUUCUAAGACAUAUCUACCCAGGUUUGAAAGAUGGUGAAUCCGUAAAAUCUAGGCCAGGAAUAGAUGGAAUGCAUCAGAACGUUUUCUUUAUAAAGCACAAUCAAUCUGAGCAGAAAAUAAAGAAGGGUACUAGUAAAUUCAACAAUUUUGAAGCCAAAUAUCUUCUUAAACUUACCGAAUAUCUCAUCAGCCAAGGGCAUGAAGCCGAGCAGAUCACCAUUUUGGGAGCAUAUGGUGGUCAAGUAAACAGAAUACAAGAACUUCAGCGAGCUUCCAAAAAUUCCACGUUGGGCAAAGUUCGAGUCUCCACCAUAGACAACUUUCAGGGAGAAGAAAACAAAAUAAUCCUUCUGUCACUUGUUCGAAGUAAUUCAGACAAUCAGGUUGGCUUUCUCAGCACCGACAACAGAGUUUGUGUGGCUAUAUCUAGAGCCCAAUAUGGGAUGUAUGUCAUAGGAGACAUUGACCUACUCGCCAAGCGUAGUCAGCUUUGGGAAAACAUCAAACACACUGCCGAAAGUCACGACUGCAUCGGCCAAGUGCUUCAUCUUAGUUGUCAGCAGCAUAACAAUCUGAAAGAGAUUAAGAAAAUUGACGAUUUCGAUCAAGCGAUUUCGUUAAAGGGCUGCGGUAAGAAGUGUAAGACGAGAUUACAAUGUGGGCAUCUGUGCUCACUGAUUUGCCACAUAGGCAAUCAUGACCAGUACGUGUGCGAUAAAAAUUGCUUGAAGAUGUGUCCUAGAGGUCACGUGUGUCCGAAAAAGUGUGUGGAGACAUGCCCUCCCUGCGGCGUGAUGGUGAACUUCCAGUUGCCCUGUGGCCACACGCAGUUGCAGCCAUGUUACACCAACAUCUUGAAUAUCGUGUGCCGAGAAAAAUGCUCGAAGACGUGUCCGAGUGGUCAUCUGUGCCCUUACGAUUGUAAAGUGAAUUGUCCCCCGUGUCGUACUGGAGUAGAAAGGAACCUUAACUGUGGGCAUACAUUGACAGCCAUGUGUCAUGAGAAAAGCUUGAAAUGUAAAGAAAAAUGCCGGAAAUCCUGUUCUUUUGGACAUCCUUGUCCUCUGAUGUGCACAGAAGGAUGCGCUGAUUGUACUAAAUAUGUGUGUCUCACUCUGUUGUGUGGACAUGACCUGUAUGAAAUGUGCUGGAAAUUUACAACUGGGCAAGCAAAGUGCACUAAACCCUGCGCUAAUAUCUGCGUCAGGGGACAUAACUGUCCAAGACUUUGUAAAGUGUGUUCUGCGAGUUGUCGUCCUUGUAGUGAAACUCUUCCUUGCGGUCACCGUUGUACCGAAUUGCCUAGACAAAUCGCUUUAGGUGACAUAGUGGACAAGCCGUGUAUGAGUAGGUGCUUCUCUCGGUGCCAAAACGGGCAUCCUUGCCCCAACGUCUGCAGCGAAGCUUGCCCACCUGUCUGUUUAACCGUCUUAAAAUGUGGGCAUUUGUGCAGGCGUAAACUGGAGCCCCGUCCAUCGGGUCUCAACUACGUAGAAGUCUGUGACGAGCCUUGCGAGAAAGUUUGUGACAGGGGUCACAAGUGCUUCUCAAACUGUAGUGAGCCCUGCCUCCCUUGUGGAGAGCUGCUCAGCUGUGGUCAUCGGUGCGCAUGUGUUCCUAGAAAACUCACCCCAGCGGAUGACCCAGUGCCCUGCAAACAGCAGUGCAAAAAGGUGUGUCGUAAAGGGCACCAGUGCCCUGCAUUGUGCUGGGAGAGUUGUCCCCCGCUUUGUCGUAAAUUAAAGUGCAAAGUUAUUAAGUUGUUCACCUCUCGUGAAACAGUAUAUAAGUAUGCUUAUGAAUGGAAAUCCUCAUCUGUGGAUCCAGUUUCCUUGUUAAGGUUUUAAAAAUCAAAGAUUAUCUUUUGUAUUUCUUGGGUUUUAUUUCGGCAAGAUUUAUGGCCCUUUGGCCCUUCUUUAAUGACAAUAUAAAUUCUACUAUAUAAGCAUUUUAAUUUUAGCACAUCAUUCUAGAACGUCGAAAAGAAAACUUGAUGAUGGAAUCAAAACUUUUCUACAUUUGAUUUCACACUUUGAGAUGCUGAAGCUUGUAAACCCAGUAUCUUUUAUUUUUUCAAUGUAGAAAUAACUUUUUUGAUGCUUAAAAACAGCAUUUUCAAAUAUCACUUCCAAAAGUAUUUGUUUUACAAAGCUUAUGCCAAUUCACUCCGAUUGUCUGUCAGGUACAAAUUUUGUACACGUUAUUUGUCCCACUUCCCAUUCUCGUAUUAAGUUAAAACCUGAAACAAUAAUUCAUUGUAACAAAACAAGAAUCAAUUUUAAAAAUAGCUAAUUAAUUAAUUAAUUAGUGGUAAUUAAUUAGUUUUGUUUAAUAUAGGAUAAGGGAAAUAAAUAUAUGUCUGUAAAUAUACAGUUAUUUUUGGAUUAUAUAAACUUUUUUUUUUAAGUACUUGUUAUUUUUAUAUGAGUUUACAUUAUAAUUAUAAGUCAUUUAUAGUUAUUACAUUAUGUUAUAUUAGUAUUCUAAUUAUUAGUUUUCAAUAUUUAUGUUAUUUUAAAACAUUUUAUUCUUUAUGAAAGUCGGCCAUAUUGCCGUAACCGUUUAUUCCAGCAUGAUCACAACUUUGCUUUUUUGCAUAAGGUUCAAAGAAUUCCGGUGCUUCUAUUGUAGUCGAUGUAGCCUACUUAUUGAUUGUCGAAGAUUUACGUUGUGUUCAGAGUUGGCAGUCCUCUUCUAUUCCUGCUACGUGUGCGCUUUUAUACCGAACAAUCUCAGCAGACUACAACAGGAAGCCAUAUUGCAUUUCAAAUUAAAUUAUUUUGAAUAAAAUCUCUUCCCAAAAGUUCUUUUAACAAAUCUAGUGAUUUGUUGCGAUUGUGUUGUUUCAUUAUGUUUUUUUUUUAUUAAUUCAGUUCAAGUACAUAUUUUACCAAAUAAUUGAACUGUUGUUAUAGUGUGGUUUUUAUAACUUCUACUUUGAAGUUCAAUAUUUUACAAAAUAAAAAUUGCGCCAUAUAAUGUAUUGUCUAUGUAAGAUAAACAAACUAUUUUUACAAUUAUAUAACUUGUUAUGAAAGUGUUGCUUUAUCAUUGGUUUUCUACUGAUAGAGUCGUAAUUGUGAAAAACCUAAUGACAUAAUUAUUUUUAUACAUUUGGUUUUAAAUUUCAUUUUGUUUGUUUUAAGCCUCGUGUUUUGUUGUGUUUUUUUUUUUUUUUGUUUAAGCACUUGUAACUUAUAUUGACCUAUUGACAUUAUGGAUGUGAUAGUACCAUAAGAUCUAGUGAUGUAUACAGCAUGUAUUUCAUCUCCCUAAUUUUCCUUAUAUGCUAUGUAAUAUAUCGUAAGAUAUGUUUACAGGAGCGGACUGGUUAGACGGCCUUUCGGGCAAAGGCCCAGUAGGCCGUAAUGCAACGGGUAGGUGGGCAGUGGGCAAUAGCAGUCAGUCCGUAAGUGAUUUUAUAAUAUUCCCACUUGAUUUUGAUAGUAGGCGCGGUGGCUGAGCGGAAAGCGCUUGGCUUCCGAAUCCUGGUGAAGACUGGGAUUUUUAAUUUCGUGAUUUUUGGGCGCCUCUGUGUCCACCCAGUUCUAAUGGGUACCUGACAUUAGUUGGGGAAAAGUAAAGGCGGUUGGUCGUUGUGCUGGCCACAUGACAACCUCGUAAACCUUAGGCCACAAAAAACAAAUGAACUUUACACCAUCUGCCCUAUAGACCACAAGGUCUGAAAGGGCAACUUUACUACAACUUUUGCUUGAUGUUGAUAGGAAUUGAUAUCGACGUUUUACAAGAAAUUGAUUUAGACAAAAUCAAAAAAAAAAAUCUGUCAGAGAGUAAUUUGUUGAUUUCUACGAAAGAACGAUGCCAUGUUUUGUCGCUCCCUUUUCAAGUAGUUAUGGAUUGUGUCAGGUUUUACUCUUUUCUGUGAUUAAUAUCAAAUAUAUUCAAAAUCAUUAAUAACAAAUAUAUUCAAAAUCAUUAAUAACAAAUAUAUUCAAAAUCAUUAAUAUCAAAUAAUUUCAAAAUCAUGUAAGAUAGUUUUAUUGACAAAAUAAUUAUGAUUGCGAUUGUACUGUACAUUUUUUAAUCUCUGACAUUUCACAUUGCCUUUAAUACUAUUCGCCUGCUGACAUACCAAAAGAAAACGCUACAUAAACCAACACAUGCAUACGUUUAGUUUUGGAUGCUCUAUCGAUAUACAUUUACAGGUAUGAAUGGAUCCAUUUCAUAUGGUACGAUAGUAAGUACUGUCAGGGCAGAUUGUGGGACUCCCUCCCCCCCCUCUGAUAUGUAAUCGUGACUUAAGUAACGUCAGGGCAGAUUGUGGGACCCCCUCUUCCUCUGAUAUGUAAUCGUGGCUUAAGUAAUGUCCGUGGUUCGUGUUUUUAUUGUCUUCCAAUUAGACCAUGUAAUAAGUGGCGUAGCUAGGGUGGGAGGACAAGGGUGUCCUAAUUUGAAAAUCCCCCCACCCCCGGUUCCCCAAAUGAGUGACUGAAAUUUGUUUCUACAUUAGAUAUUACACCAUUAUCUCAUGUCAUGAUGUCGAAUGUCAAAAUGUAGGGGCCCCUAAAGAGGUCAUCGCCCCCCGGGGUCUCAGUUCCUUAGAUACACCACUGCAUGUAAUGUCGAAAAGAAAUGUCUUCUAGAAUACCUGCCAUAUAAUUAUAGGAAGCUACUUUCAAGUGUCUACCUUUGUGUGUAAUUCAAUGAAUCAGAGGAUGCUUGCGUGUCUUGUACGGGUAAAAUUUAGAUGCGAUGUAUUACGAGUUCGUUUUACGCAAAACUAUUCACAAAAAAAAACACGUCAAAAGACUUAAGAUCACACAGCUUCAACUGUUCAAAUAUAUGUUAAAACAACAUAAGACCACAUUCUAGUCUCUGCCACUAAACGAUGUCGCCGUAAUAUCUAAAUGUCAACUGAUUAUUGAAAUGUACCAUUCUAGAAACACCCCCCCCCCACUCUUCAUGACGUCACUAAAUGUUGCGUUCAAGGUCCGUGGCUACCUUACAGUACUCCACUACGGUUAACUGCUCAUGACUUUAAAUAAUGAUGCCUAGUCAAUGCUAGCUUUAAGUACAUCUUCCACACCUGGUAGUUCGAUCCUGAGUAUUCCUUACACCUGUGCAAUAUACAUUUGGGCACUCAGAAUGUUAAAAUUAAUAUAAUAAGUCUACAAUGCUUAAAAUUCUAUUUUUUUAAUAGAAUAUAUAAUAUAUAUUAUAAGCUGCCUUAUUUUACCUGGCAGAUUUUAUUUAAACAUGUAAAUCUUAAAGUUUAUAAUAGAUCUACAAUUCUACGCAUAUUUGUAAUAAACUUAAUCUUAGUUACUGUAUUUCAACUUACAGAUCUUUAUUUUAAACGUCUAAAGAUGGAUUGUGAUGGUCUCUGUUAUAAUAGACAUUUGAAGUAGGCCUAAUAUUGACAUUUGAUAUUGUAAACCCUUGUGAAAGAUUAUUUUUAUUUGAUCAAAACUUAUUAAUUAAAAGUCAUUAAUAACUUC
Messenger RNA from Biomphalaria glabrata, 9640 nucleotides. RefSeq names its product NFX1-type zinc finger-containing protein 1-like. Gene Ontology annotation, biological process: regulatory ncRNA-mediated heterochromatin formation. The coding region runs from base 2396 to 6028 and encodes 1210 amino acids. The record is from RefSeq and is a predicted model, not a curated record. Lineage: Eukaryota; Metazoa; Mollusca; Gastropoda; Planorbidae. Gene Ontology annotation, molecular function: helicase activity; zinc ion binding. Gene Ontology annotation, cellular component: nuclear RNA-directed RNA polymerase complex; nucleus. The transcript is spliced from 2 exons.